ACCCCUUAAUCAAAAUAAAUAAAAGAUCCUCGCUUAUUUUCUUUACAAUCAUGCUAAAACUGCAAUCUAAAUCACCACUGUUUACAACUAUUCUAUAACAAUAUACAAUUUCCAAAUUCUAGACAUGAUAAACCACGUUGUGUUUUCCAUCAUGUGCAUAAGCCAAGCUCUCUGUUUCGACUACUGUUCCAUAUCCUGUGACGGUACACCUCACACGAUGUGCAGCUACGCAGACGGAGGACCUUCAAAUUGUUCAGGAUUCACCCACGGUUUGACCAAAAACCAAAAGACGUAUCUGGUACAACUCCACAACGAACUGCGAGAGUUGGUAGCAACAGGGAAAACUCUACCUCCAGCGGCCAACAUGAUGAAAAUGAUCUGGAGCGAGGAAGCGGCCAUGAUAGCCCAAAGAUGGGCCGACCAAUGUACCACUGGGGAACACACUGAUUCCUGCAGAUCCUUAACAUCAGGAGAAAAAGGAGGGCAAAUAAUUACCUCCGUGGCUAAAUUCAGGACUGACGAUACCUACAAUUUCAUCAGGCAAACUGUGAUGAGAUGGUUCACCAGCAAUGAAACUGUCUUUGACGCGAAGACUAUCGGUAGUUACCAGUAUGACAAUAGGUCUUUUGCGUUCGCGCAGAUGGUUUGGGCGAAGAGUGACCGGCUCGGGUGUGGUUUUGCCCAUGGGGUGUUGAAGGAAAGGGUGGAACACAGAUUCGUCUGCAACUACUACCCAGGGGCGGUGGAAGGGGAGAGUGUGUAUUUGGUGGGAAAACCGUGUACCAAGUGUCCCUUUGUUAGAUGCAGCCAUGAUUUCAAAAGCUUGUGUGAACAUCAGUCUGGUACGGUGUGGAAUAGGAACCAACCGAAUAGGGGACGUGUGCGGGACAGUGAUGAAGUUGUUGUAUUUGUGUUAGUUGCUUUUAGUUUUGCGUGGGUUUUUCGUCUCUAGGUGUAUUCAGAAAGGUAGUCCGCUGCAGAGGAAUUUAUUUCAAUGAGUUACGGCUAAAAAUAGAGUUGGAAGUUGUGUUUAAACACACUCCACAUCACGUAACAAACGAACUCACACGAAAUGCAUUUUGUCUUCGAAUGAAAAAGAUUGAAGAGGAAGAGUUCUGCUCGUGGCGAUUCCGGUAACUACAAACGGAUACUCACAUAAUCCAGUGAAUAACACCGGAUUCAAUAAUACUUUUUCAACACUGAUAAUAUCUAUGCUAA
This is a messenger RNA of Macrosteles quadrilineatus (aster leafhopper), 1218 nucleotides long. Its product is annotated as venom allergen 5-like. The record is from RefSeq and is a predicted model, not a curated record. The coding region runs from base 125 to 952 and encodes 275 amino acids. NCBI's taxonomy places the organism in Eukaryota, Metazoa, Arthropoda, Insecta, Hemiptera, Cicadellidae. The transcript has a single exon.